Molecule: messenger RNA, 687 nt
Organism: Striga asiatica
Lineage: Eukaryota; Viridiplantae; Streptophyta; Magnoliopsida; Lamiales; Orobanchaceae
Source: the annotation of a GenBank genome assembly
AUGGGGUUGUUCGAUGUAGCCGAGUUUCGGAGUAGGCUCAGAGGCAUUUAUUGGUUCUAUAACGACCCAAAGCUGACCAUCCCGGGAAAUGCAUCCCGCUCUAGCUUUACAUUGAAAAUUUUCUGCUUUACAUUUUUUGCGUAUUACAAUUUUGGGUAUUCUGCUGCAAGCGAGGUAAUCUGCUUUGCAUUGGUUGUCCUUUUAUCAGACUAUUGCAAGCGGGGAGAUAUGGGCAUGGUUGAAGCUCUAUUGAACGAGAUGAAAUCUACUGGAAUAGAGCCAGAUAAUCCCCAUGGAAUCGUCGAACUUAGAUUUCAAAGAAUCAGCAAGAAUGGAUACAACCUUAGUCCGAAUGGGCUGUGGACCAUUGGUUUUGAUAUAGUAAUUUCUGGUUCAUUCGGUGCUCAUUGCUGGCCUUUUUCUUCUUCAGUCUUCUGGUAUGUGAGUGCAUGUACCGUUAAGUGUAGUUUAAGCUUGGCUCUAGUUGGUACCGAUGAACUCCUAGUUGUUGUUUUGUGGUGCCAACCUUCCUAUGAUAUAACAGUUGUUAAUAUCCGUGUUGGGCUAGACAAGCACCCGAGCACCCUGAUUUUCGUCAAGGCCACUCUGUGUUUCGAUAAUGAUGUUUGCUGGAGACGGCUUCUUUACGAUAUUCAGUCUAAAUUAUUGUGGAUAAAAUUAUUGGUG